AUGCCGGUGGUGGGCUGGGUCCUGCUCUACAUCCUAAAGAAGGACAAUCUCAUCAACAAGCUUGUCUCCGAAGCUGAGAUCCCCGAGCCGCCACUGUUUACCUCGACCCACCGCUGGGAAGACACCCCGGAGCAGAACGUCAGCCUGACGAAGCCCGGCCUGUCGACGGCCGAGCGUGUCCGGGAGGCCAUCGACUGCCUCCCCGCGCGCCAAAUCAGAUUCAGUACUGUUUUAGGCGCAGUAGUUUUUCAGUACUGUUUUGGAGUAGUGGUUGCAAGAUUUAGAGUACAUUUAAGACAAGUAAUCUUGCAUUUUCUUGAUUUGUUUUGCUUCAUGUUCCAGCUGAAAACUGAAUGUACAAUGUUUCUGUAG
Molecule: messenger RNA, 372 nt
Organism: Triticum turgidum subsp. durum (durum wheat)
Lineage: Eukaryota; Viridiplantae; Streptophyta; Magnoliopsida; Poales; Poaceae
Source: the annotation of a GenBank genome assembly